Cornus florida is the source of this 561-nucleotide messenger RNA. RefSeq names its product agamous-like MADS-box protein AGL90. NCBI's taxonomy places the organism in Eukaryota, Viridiplantae, Streptophyta, Magnoliopsida, Cornales, Cornaceae. Gene Ontology annotation, molecular function: DNA-binding transcription factor activity, RNA polymerase II-specific; protein dimerization activity; RNA polymerase II cis-regulatory region sequence-specific DNA binding. The transcript is spliced from 2 exons. Bases 1 to 561 code for a protein of 186 amino acids. The record is from RefSeq and is a predicted model, not a curated record. Gene Ontology annotation, biological process: positive regulation of transcription by RNA polymerase II.
AUGGCAAGAAAGAGGGUUAGAAUUGCGAGGAUUGUGAAUGAGAGUGCUAGGAAAGCUCGUCUUAGAAAAAGAAUGGCUGGCUUGUUUAAGAAAGCGGAGGAGCUGUGUGUCCUAUGCGACGUGCAGAUCGGCAUAGCCAUUUACAGUCCGGAUGAAACUGCAGCAGGUCCGGGAGUGUGGCCAUCCCGGGAAGAGAUGGAAGGACUAAUGAUGAAGUUUCUUGGGAUGCCGGAAUCCGAAAGAGCCAGAAAAAGUAGUACACUUGAGAACUACCUCGAGGAGAGGAUAGAGAAAGAGGAGGUGAAGAUGAACAAAGCUAAGAAGAAGAAUGAUGAGAAGGAAAUGGAGCAAAUCUUGUGGGAACUAGUUGAAGGUAUUAAUAAUGUGGAUGUAAAUGGACUAGUUGAUUAUAUGGAUCAUAUUGGUGGUCCUAGUAGUAGUGGAGGGAAUGACUUGGGACUGCCACCGGAGUAUGCUGCCGGCGGCACAAGUGGUACAAAGGACAAGGAGCUGCUGCCUGAUGACCUAGAUAGUGCAUGGCCUCACAUUUACUCUCCCUGA